Molecule: messenger RNA, 925 nt
Organism: Aspergillus novofumigatus IBT 16806
Lineage: Eukaryota; Fungi; Ascomycota; Eurotiomycetes; Eurotiales; Aspergillaceae
Product: mediator of RNA polymerase II transcription subunit 31
Exons: 1
Coding region: 100-588 (162 amino acids)
Biological process (GO): regulation of transcription by RNA polymerase II
Cellular component (GO): mediator complex; core mediator complex
Molecular function (GO): transcription coregulator activity
Source: RefSeq, a predicted model, not a curated record
AGUCUACUCCCCUUCUCGCUUUCUACUUAGAACAUCCUUGAAUCUUUUGGAUUCAAUCGACCUUUGUUUCUCCGGCAGUGAUUCAAUUCCUCCUUGACGAUGGACCAGCAGUCUCCGGCUCAACCCCAGCAACGUCCCCCGCCGUCACUCACAAAUCCUCGCUUUACCCUUGAACUAGAGUUCGUCUCUUCCCUCGCAAACCCCUACUAUCUUUCCCACCUGGCGGUCACUUAUCCCAACCUCCUGGGAAUCUCCAAAUCCGGCGACGACGGUAACACCGGCACCGAGGGACCAGACCCCGAAGCGCAGGCCUUCGCCUCGUACCUUGCCUACCUCUACUCUUACUGGAAAACACCUGAAUACGCGCAAUUUCUGACGCAUCCCGGCGCGACUUUACGAGCAUUGCGACUUCUACAAGAAGAGACUUUCCGUCGCGACAUCAUUCGCCCCCAAGUCAUCGAAGCUUUAGCGGGGACCGGCCUUGAGGAUGGGCCAGGUGGACAGAACGUAGAGACGGGAGACACGGAGCAUAAUGAAGGAGACCAAGGGACACAGCAAGACAAAGAGAAUACCGCUUCAAAGACAUGAUGGGCUUGCGUCAAUCGAUAAAUGAUUCUUUCGUCCAACAGCCCUCACGGCAGUGUCGUGGCAUGCUCGGCGCUCUUUUGACGUGUUCCCAAGGAGUAGACCCGGGGCACAAUUUGCUAUAUAUUGUAGACACAGGUUCUGCAGUGGAGUACAGGGCUCCCCUUAUAUUAGCGGGACUACAACGACAGUAUGAUCGUGAGAUUCAUGCAUGAUGCAGAUGAUGCAUGUUCUUACAUACAGACGAUCAUGUGUGACCGAGGCAUUCCCUCAACUGUUCUUCAUACCGAUUACAAGGAGAUCGGGGCGAGAAAGCUCCAAAAGCUUCAUGCUUUCCGAG